UCUCUUCAGCCACAAACUUCAUUGGACUUCUUUCCCCACUUCUUUGCUAUUCGUCCACUGGUUCGGAAAUGGCGGGGUUAGGUUUACGGUUGAAGGCGGCGACAUGGACGUUGAGGAGCGGAGCAGCUACUUUAACGAGGGAAAUGGGGAAGGGUGUUCGUCGAUUCUCUUCUGAAGUUGAAAACGAUGUUCCAACUUCAGGAAUCAGUAGACCUCUCGCCGAGAUUCUCAAGGAGCUUAACAAAAAGAUUCCAGAUUCAGUCAUCAGAACCAGAGUUGAAGAUGGGUCCUCCAUUAAAUACAUUCCCUGGCACAUUGUUAAUCGGAUCAUGAAUAUGCAUGCUCCAGGUCUGCUAAACCCUUCUUGUUCUUUUGGGUUUUUGGUUUUUGACAUUUUUGUCUGUGAUUCUAUGUUUACAGAAUGGUCAGGCGAAGUUCGAAGUGUUACUUACUCACCUGAUGGUAACACUGUUACUGUGGCUUAUCGAGUGACUCUCUAUGGCACUGAUGCUGAGAUUUUUAGGGAAUCAACAGGUACUACUCCUGUAGAUUGCAAAGGCUAUGGUGAUGCUGUGCAAAAGGCUGAAGCAAUGGCAUUUCGCCGUGCGUGUGCAAGAUUUGGAUUAGGGCUUCAUCUUUAUCACGAGGAUGCUUUGUAAAUGGUGUCUUUUUACAGCGGGAAAGUAGAAGUUUUUUUUGUGUGUGUUCCCACUGCCUAGUAGUGUAGUUGUUGAGGAUAAAACUCAGGGAAGCUUAUGUUUUGGUAUCUAAGAUCUGUAUUUACUGAUAUUUGAUAGCUUUGGGAUUUGAAGUCGGAUAAUGAAAUGAGCCUCUGUUGCAUAUCUGUUACUUAACUUAAGGUUGCAACUUUAACCAGUAAGAGUAUCAAUUGGAAACU
Capsella rubella is the source of this 898-nucleotide messenger RNA. RefSeq names its product DNA repair RAD52-like protein 1, mitochondrial. The transcript is spliced from 3 exons. NCBI's taxonomy places the organism in Eukaryota, Viridiplantae, Streptophyta, Magnoliopsida, Brassicales, Brassicaceae. The coding region runs from base 69 to 659 and encodes 196 amino acids. The record is from RefSeq and is a predicted model, not a curated record. Gene Ontology annotation, biological process: double-strand break repair via homologous recombination. Gene Ontology annotation, molecular function: DNA binding.